Messenger RNA from Ctenopharyngodon idella (grass carp), 2511 nucleotides. RefSeq names its product acylglycerol kinase (gene agk). The record is from RefSeq and is a predicted model, not a curated record. Lineage: Eukaryota; Metazoa; Chordata; Actinopteri; Cypriniformes; Xenocyprididae. Gene Ontology annotation, molecular function: acylglycerol kinase activity; ceramide kinase activity; ATP-dependent diacylglycerol kinase activity. Gene Ontology annotation, cellular component: TIM22 mitochondrial import inner membrane insertion complex; mitochondrion. Gene Ontology annotation, biological process: ceramide biosynthetic process; protein insertion into mitochondrial inner membrane.
AGGAGGUAUAUUGUUGUUGCACCGGUCAUGCUUUGGGAGAACGAUGGAAUGUCAACGGUGAAGAUCUAUAUUCAGUCCUACUCGUUUUGCCGUGCAAUAGUGUACCUUCAGUGGGAUAUCUAGAAAGUCAGUAUAUAGAGAAUAAUGGCUCGGGUGGUGAAAGUGUUUCGGACUUUAAGAAAUCACUGGAAAAAGUCCACAUUUGCUGUAUGUGUGCUGUCAUAUGGAGGACACUGGUUGUAUGGAAAGCACUGUGACAGUGUGCUGCGACGAGAAGCAUGUAUAGAGGCCAGGGAGUUUGGUCAUCAGUUAAUUGGACCUCAGGAGCAUCUGAAGAAAGCCACAAUCAUUCUCAACCCUGCUGCCUGUAAAGGAAAAGCCAAUAAUUUGUUUGAGAAGAAUGCAGCUCCCAUUUUACACUUGGCUGGUAUGGAGGUUAAAAUUGUGAAGACUGAUUAUGAAGGCCAGGCAAAAAAGCUCAUGGAAUUGAUGGAGCAAACAGAUAUGCUGAUCAUUGCUGGUGGUGAUGGGACAUUACAGGAGGUGAUAACUGGCCUACUGCGCAGGGCAGAUGAGGAGACCUUCAGUAAAAUACCAAUCGGUUUCAUUCCUCUGGGUUCCAGUAACUCUCUAAGUCAGAGUCUGCAUCUAGUUUCAGACAACAAAGUACAACACAUUACCUCAGCAACCCUGUCAAUACUGAAAGGAGAAACUGUUCCACUGGAUGUUCUGCAGAUAAAAGGUGAGAAGGAGCAGCCAGUGUUUGCUUUGUUAGGCUUACGUUGGGGUGCAUUCAGAGAUGUCGCUUCUUCUAUAAGCAAAUAUUGGUAUCUUGGCCCCUUGAAAACGAGAGCAGCACAUUGGUUUAGUAGCCUUAAGCAGUGGCCACAGAGUCACCAGGCAUCCCUCUCCUAUCUGGGUCCUGUUCCUCGUCCACCUGACCUGCCCACUGAAAUACCACCCCGGCCGAACCUCCUCUACCGCAUCUACCGCAGACUCCAGAACUACUGGAACCCUCCUAUAGAAGAGCCACUGAAAGAGCCCGAGCCAGAGCGAUGGGAGAGCAGAGACGUGUCCACAUUGGAGCUCUCAGUUAGCACACACAAUAAGAACCCUGUGAAGAGACGUGUGGACGAUUCUAUGCUGAUAUCUCUGGACCCAGACUCCCUUACAGUCGGUCAGUUCAUCACUGAGGGGACUAAGAAAGCAGUGAACCCAAUGGAGUCCAUAGAAGAUACUUUGCAGAUAGAAGCCAGUGCUGCUUGUCUUAAACUCCCAGAGGAGGGCGCUGGAUUUUAUGACAUUGACAAUGAGGAAUAUGAGGCAAUGUCUGUGGAAGUAAGACUGUUGCCACGGAAACUGAGAUUCUUUUGCAAUGCAGAGCGCAGAGAGCAGCUUGCAGAGGCUCAGUGAUGACAGUGGUUAUGUAACAAAUUGUGGAGAGGACUGCUGAUUUUUUGAGACGUUUUCCUAAAACUGGAAAACAAACCAGUGGAGUCAAAUGAACUUUGAGUUGUCAUAAAAAGUCACCAUACUCUAACUGAACAAUUUGUGUUCUGUGGACCUUAAAGGGUUAGUUCAACCAAAAAAUGAAAAACUUGUCAUCAUUUACUCACCCUCAUGUCAUUCCAAACCCUGUUCAUCUUCGAAACACAAAUAAAGAUGUUUUAAAUGAAAUCUGAGAGAUUUUUCUCCCUCCAUAGCUACGCAACUGACACAAAAGUUCAUAAAGAGAUCGUAAAACUAAUCCAUAUGAAUCGAGCGGUUUAGUCCAAAUUUUCUGAAGAGACUCGAUCGCUUUAUAUGAUGAACAGAUUGAAUUUAGGCUUUUAUUCACAUAUAAACAUUCAACACACAUCAUUUAUGGUAAAAAGAAGCUCAAGCAUGUUCGCUUGACGUUCGAGAACCAAUGAAGUUCAGUUGAACUUCUAUUUAUGUUCGCUGAUCAAUAUUUAUAUGUAAAAAAAAUUAAUUAAAUCUGUUCAUCAUAAAGCGAUUGUGUCUCUUCAGAAAAUUGGGACUAAACCACUCAAUUCAUAUGGAUUUGUUUUACAAUCUCUCACUAUCUCUACCAACUCUUUGAAGCACCGAAGUGGUAGUUGCGUGGACUGUCAAUGGAGGGAUAGAAAUUCCUCAGAUUUCAUUUAAAAUAUCUUCAUUUGUGUUUUGAAAAUGAACGAAUGUCUUACAGGUUUGUAACGACAUGAGGGUGAGUAAAUGAAGACAAGUUUAUCAUUUUUGGUUGAACUAUCCCUUUAAAUGAAAAGGCAGUUUUAUGUGUUAAAGUAAGUUUAUGUCUCAUUAAUGGUGUCAUUUUGAUGGAUUUUUUAACAGCAUGGAUGAGGUUGUCAUACUGUUAUUAACUUAUUACAGUCCCUACUGGUUUAUUUUGAGAGAAUGUUUUUGAGAGAGUGCAAACAUGGCUCUAGAACUUGCUUAAGAAACAAUACAUGAUACUGUAAAUAUCCAACCAGAUAAGGACCAAGAAAUAAAGACAUUAUCAAUCUCUUA